This is a messenger RNA of Cornus florida, 1088 nucleotides long. RefSeq names its product zinc finger protein 4-like. The transcript has a single exon. Gene Ontology annotation, biological process: negative regulation of abscisic acid-activated signaling pathway. Bases 1 to 564 code for a protein of 187 amino acids. NCBI's taxonomy places the organism in Eukaryota, Viridiplantae, Streptophyta, Magnoliopsida, Cornales, Cornaceae. The record is from RefSeq and is a predicted model, not a curated record.
AUGGAAGAGGAAGGAAAGGUAAUAAUGAAUGGUAUGACAAGCAAUGGAGAAGACACAACAACGACAAGAGUGUUUCCUUGUUUCUUUUGUUCGAGAAAGUUUCACAGUUCACAAGCUUUGGGAGGUCAUCAAAAUGCACACAAGAAGGAGAGAACUGCGGUGAGGAAGGCGAAAAGAGCAUCAGAAUAUGCAAUGAGCAACUCCUUUGCGCCUCCUCCGCCGCCAUCACUUGUUUUUGCUCCAAACCAUCAUCAUCUUGGCCUUUUCAGUCCUUCACUCUACAUAACAGCACAUGCAGCUGCUAAUCAGAGUCAAUUUUCCGGCCAACAAUUCUCCGAUCGGUUUGGAUCAAGUGGCGCGCCACGAUUCGAGAAUAUGGUGUUUUACCGUGGAAAUUGUUUGAAAAAUCCAUAUCAAAUGGAAGAGGAUGAGCAGAGCUAUUUGAAUUGGCAGAGGAGUUUAAGGUGCAAUGGCUUUGAUGGAGGGUCGUCGCAACAAAUGAAAGCGAAUCAGAGUGAUGAUAGGGAUAAAGAUCAGAAGCUUGAUCUGUCUCUCCAUUUAUAGAUAGAUAUAUGGAGAGAUGAAAUUAAGAUGGAUAUGUGGGAGAGUCUGUUUUUGAGUUUUGAAGAAGCAGAGGUUAGACAUGAAGAAAUGGCCUCACAUGUUACAUUUCAGUAGAUGUUUCAAUAAUACAGUAAUAAAAGAGACAUGCCGCUUUCUUUCUUUUUUUUUAUGUAUAGAUUUUUUAUUUUAUUUUUUUGUACUUGCGUAGAAGUUUACAUAUCUUGGGCAAAUUUAGAAUAGAUACUACCAGCUAAAAAAAUAAAUAAAUAAAUAAAGAGGAACACUUAAAUGACUUACAUUUAUAGGAUGAGUAAAAUACAAAAUGAACUUCUAAAUAAAAGCUAAUUUGAUAUAAUGUAACUUUUUUUUUUUUUUUGUUUGACUAGGAUAGAAGUGUGGAGCUUUUUAAGGCGUUCAUAAUUCAUCACUGAGUAUAUAUAGUCUCUCGUCCCACUUAAGAGUAGUGUCAUGUACUUCUUCAAUGACUUGUAGGAUAUAAGUUCCUCAAUGGCAUACACUAUAGA